AUGAGUGAGUUAGAAAUUAGCCGUCAUACUAUUGUUGAUUGGUCAAAUUUCUGUCGAGAAGUUAUGUAUGAUGGACUAGUUACUCAUAAAGUCAAAAUCGAUGGAGUGGGUGUUGAAGUGGAAAUUGACGAAAAUAAAUUUGGAAAACGGAAAUACCAUAGGGGGCAUGCAGUUGAAGAUCAGUGGGUAUUUGGAGGUGUCGAGCGAGGGACCAAUAAAUGUUUUCUUUUCCCAGUGGAGAAAAGAGACAAAACGACAUUACUCAACAUUAUAAAAGAGUGGAUUCUACCAGGGACAACGAUCAUUUCUGACUGUUGGAAGGCAUACGACUGUUUGAAUGAAGAGGGAUUUGUGAAUUUUAAGGUUAAUCAUAGCACUAAUUUUAAAGAUCCCGAAACUCAUCAGCAUACAAAUACAAUUGAAGGCUUAUGGAGACAUGCCAAAUUUUCACUACCUCAAUACCAUAGGAAGAAAGAUUUUAUAGGAGGAUAUCUCGCCAAACACAUGUUUUUGAAACAAAUUAAAAAUAAAAAUGACGCGUUAAUAGAGUUUUUCAAAUUGGCUGGACAUUUAUACAACGCGAAUGUCCCAAUUCAUGUUGAGCAAAACUCAAGUGUAGAUAACAGUGAUACAGAUGAUGAUGAAGAAACUGAUGAUAAUAUUGUUUAUUAA
Aphis gossypii (cotton aphid) is the source of this 672-nucleotide messenger RNA. RefSeq lists its product as uncharacterized. The transcript has 2 exons. The record is from RefSeq and is a predicted model, not a curated record. NCBI's taxonomy places the organism in Eukaryota, Metazoa, Arthropoda, Insecta, Hemiptera, Aphididae. Bases 1 to 672 code for a protein of 223 amino acids.